Messenger RNA from Fusarium vanettenii 77-13-4, 309 nucleotides. RefSeq lists its product as uncharacterized. The record is from RefSeq and is a predicted model, not a curated record. Lineage: Eukaryota; Fungi; Ascomycota; Sordariomycetes; Hypocreales; Nectriaceae. The transcript has 3 exons. Bases 1 to 309 code for a protein of 102 amino acids.
AUGCCUUCUCGUGAAGUCGUACAGCAUUUCGAGGACAUUGCCAAAGAAGCCACGGGUGAAGGGCCAAUCCAAGAGAUUACAACUGAAACACCACAAGGCCUGAUAACCAAGCACAAGUGCCUCGCAGCUAGGCCGAACGCGCAGUCAUGUCCACAGCACUAUGACGAUGGGCGACUCCAGGCCAACCAGAAUCGAGUUCAAAGCACGGGCGCUCGCACUCCAUUCUCCAUCGCUGCCGAGAUCGAAGCGCAGGUGGCCGCCACCAAGGCCAGACGAGAAUCUGAGGCCAAGGCGAAAAAUGAGACAUAG